Molecule: messenger RNA, 1585 nt
Organism: Hevea brasiliensis (rubber tree)
Lineage: Eukaryota; Viridiplantae; Streptophyta; Magnoliopsida; Malpighiales; Euphorbiaceae
Exons: 1
Coding region: 128-1456 (442 amino acids)
Source: RefSeq, a predicted model, not a curated record
UUGGCAGGUGGCCAAGCGAAUGAGAAAAACCUGCAGAAAUACAAUGCAUGUCCCUCCUUUACCUAUAAAGCAAAGGCUAAUGAUUAAGCUUCUCCUUCAGCAGGGUGGAGAAAACCCUCACUAGGAUAUGGGGCAAAUUGAAUACGUCUCCGCCACAAUAGUGAAACCCACAAAUACUAGUUACUCAUCUCGUAGGAUCGAAUCUACCCCAUUUGAUCUUCCAUUCCUUGUGGUUGAUUAUACUCACAGGGGCAUUCUCUUUCUCAAACCUGAACAACAGGUGGCACAGCUUCGAAAAAAUAAUGUAAUUGAUCACCUGAAAAUCUGUCUCUCCCGCACACUUGACAUCUUUGCUCCUUUCGCCGGCCGCCUUGCCACCGUCGAAAAUGAAGAUAAGACGACUUCUUUCUUCAUUGAUUGCAAUUGUGCCGGUGCCCAGUUUGUUCAUGCUGUUGCAGAUGGUGUUACUGUAGCUGACAUCCUUGAGCCUUCUUGUGUUCCCAGUAUUGUCCAUUCUUUUUUCUUAAUGAAUGGGGUUUACAAUUUUGAAGGCAUUUCCAAACCCUUGCUUGCAGUGCAAGUGACUGAGCUUGUCGAUGGCAUUUUCCUUGGUUGCACUUAUAACCAUGCGGUUGCUGAUGGGACAUCAUUCUGGAACUUUGUUAAUACUUGGUCUGAAAUAUCUAGAAGUUCUGGGGAAACAUUGCAGCCUCCUCCAGUCCUUGGAUAUGAUUGGUUUCUUGAUGGGAUUGAUCACCCAAUUCGGGUUCCCUUUUCAUACAAUGAAACAAUUUCCAAUAGGUUUAUCUCACCACCUCUGCUAGAAAAGGUGUUCCAUUUCUCCAAGGAAAAAAUUGCAGCACUUAAAGCCAAAGCCAAUGCUGAGAUGGGCACGUCAAAGAUCUCAUCCCUUCAAGCAAUCUUGGGUCGUCUUUGGCAAUCCAUAAUUCGCACUAGAAAUCUUGAUGCUGAUCAAGAAAUCUAUUGCCGGAUACUGGUAAACAUGAGGCAAAGAUUGCAGCCGCCAUUGCCUGAAGAGUACUUUGGAAAUGUAGUUCUAUUUGGAGCAGCAAAAACAACAGCAGGUGAGCUGUUAAAGAAUGGACUAGGCUUCGCUGCUUUGCAGAUAAACAAGAUGGUUGCUCAGCAAACAGAUGGAGAAGUGAGAAAGAACUUGGAGAAUUGGGUCAAGAGGCCUAUUUUGUCAAAACUUAGUGCUGCAGCAAGCAAUGCCUUGAUUGUAGCAAGCUCCCCGCGGUUCAAUGUUUUUGGUAAUAACUUCGGUUGGGGAAGGCCUGUUGCAGUGCGAGGUGGAGCUGGGAACAAUUAUGAUGGGAAAAUGACUGUUUUUCCAGGAGUGGAAGAGGGGAGUGUGGAUAUUCAGGCUUGUCUUCUGCCUGAAACAUUACAAGCUAUGGAGAGGGAUGAAGAGUUCAUGGAGGCUCUAUCCGACUGAUUUUCCUCAAUAUAGAGAGAUUAAUUGUAGACUUCGAGGUCUAGCUUCAAAUUAUAACACUGGAAUCCCAAAAAGGGACAUCUUUUGAUAUUAUUUAUAAAUUGAAUGGCCUUUCAAGUUCAUCUGCAA